AAAUAAAAUUGUAUUUUUAAAAAUGUGAGCUACUUGCCAUUGGUUACUGUCUUCCUUUCCUGUAUUCCUAGCAGUAGGCAUUUAUGCUGAUUCCCAUUCACUACCCAGUUGCCAUCCCAACAAUCUCUGGAUAGCUUGAGGCUUUCAAUAUAGGCAAUGCUUAAAUGCCUUUUGUUCAUUCAUUUUAGAUCCAGAGAUUUGGAGGGCUCCCAAACUCAUGAUCUGUGGAACUGAUCAGAUCAAAAUUUGGGGGGAGGGCACUACCCACAUGCCAGUAAGAGGUGGCUGAGCUACGACUGGCCAGAGGAGUAAAACAGUGGUUUGGGCUGAAACAGCAGAGGGUAGUUGUGAUGAUCCUGGGUCCCCCAUAUUCCUGGGUCAUUACAGCUUUGCUAAGCCCCUGUACCCCCAGACUGGGGGAACUGCUUCCCACUUAAUAAACCAUUACUCAUUUCCUGUUUUUCCCUCCUACUUAGGUUUGGGGUGGGGUAGGAGGGAUGGAGAAAAGCUUUUGUUUUUUCCUCGAUCAGCUGCCGCAUUUUGGAAGCUUUAUUUCUUUGUUUUCAUGCCUUUGCCAUUUACAAUCAUGGAAAAACAGCAACUAAACGAGAUGGUCACCUGCCUUGUGUUUGUGGCUUAAAAUACGCCCAACAGGACUGAGGCAGGAGAAUUUAAGGCCGAAAGGGAACAGAGAUUUCCCCGUUUGUUUGCUUCUUCUCCGUGUAGGCUGGAUAGGGAACUGAGGCAAUGAAGAAAUAGAACCUUCGUUUGCUAUUCUGAAUAAUUUUCCAGAGUUCUUCUGAAUAAGCUCACACUGACCUCUGGACCUUUUCCUCGAACCCAGAGAGACAGAGUUGACAAGCCACAGGUGACGGUGGAGGGAGGAGGUUGGUGCCCGCGGUGCCCUUAGCUGAAUUGGCCGUCGCUAGCUUUGCCUGGCGCUGCUGUGGGCUGCACCUCGCUAUGGCUUGCGGCGGUGGAAGCUCGCACAUUAGGGCCCCGGGUUCUCAAGUUACAACGGCCCCAUUCGCCACACGCGCCUGCACCCCAGCAACAUUAGUCAAGUCAAGGCGCAGCGAGGUACCGGUUGGUAUGAGCAACGGAUCCAGUGAGGUGUUGACACUGUGUCCCAAGCGCUAUCAGGAGCCCACAGGAUGGAAGCAUCCAUCUGAAGGGUCACACCUCCCCAGAACUCGGGCAGAGCAAGCCCAAGCCUCAAAACGUCCAAUGCUGUCAAGUAACGUCACAGGGUCGGACAACUGAGCGAUGCGUCCCACGUGGGAACAUCAAGCUGGAGCAGCAACCCCUCGCCCUUACCCGAUAAAGUUCGGGAAACUACAAUCCCCAGAAGCCUCCGUGAUUUCGGUCCUUCCUCCACCCUUCACCCACCCUCUGUUGCAUAGCAACGGCGUGACGUGACCCGGGGACCCGAGUUGGAGCUGCUGCGGCAGCCGGCUUCAGUCUCAGCCCAGCGGGCUGACGGGGAGGAGUGUUUUCGAGGCCCAUCCUCCCAGUCUCUCUAGGCCUGGUCUCUCUGCGCAGCUUCUUCCUCACCCGGCAGCCGCUCCCAGCCUGCAGGGGUGGGGAGGGCGAGAGCGGCGCCGGAGGAGAGGGCGAAGAAAGCAGGAGCGCGCAUGGCGAUGGCAGGCGCGCGGCGGCUCCCCGCUGGAACGCGCGCGGCGGCCCGGCGCUGCUGCUGCUGCCUCCGACCGGGCGCGCGCCCCGCCCCGCCCCCGGGCCCUCCGCGAGGGCUGCAGCCAAUGAGGCUCUUGUCUACCUGCAGCCUCUUGCUGCCCAGAGCUGCCCAGGCCCUGUGGGCUGAGGCCGGCCUCUCCCACAGCCGCUCUUUUAUGGGCUUUGCUGCCCCAUUCACCAACAAGCGCAAGGCCUACUCCGAACGCAGGAUUAUGGGGUACUCAAUGCAGGAGAUGUUUGAGGUGGUAUCCAAUGUCCAGGAGUACAAGGAGUUUGUGCCUUGGUGUAAGAAGUCCUUAGUGGUGUCCAGCCGGAAAGGUCACCUGAAGGCCCAGUUGGAGGUUGGCUUCCCACCUGUCAUGGAACGUUACACCUCAGCUGUCUCCAUGGUCAAACCUCAUAUGGUCAAGGCCGUCUGCACCGAUGGCAAGCUCUUCAAUCAUUUGGAGACAAUCUGGCGAUUCAGCCCUGGGCUUCCUGCCUACUCCCGCACUUGCACUGUGGACUUUUCGAUUUCCUUUGAGUUUCGAUCACUGCUACACUCUCAGCUGGCCACCAUGUUCUUCGACGAGGUUGUCAAACAGAACGUUGCUGCCUUUGAGCGCCGAGCCGCCACCAAGUUUGGUCCGGAGACGGCCAUCCCCCGUGAACUCAUGUUCCAUGAGGUGCACCAUACAUGAAACCAGCCCCAGCACGGAUUCGGUUGGACACACGUGCCACCCUCUGGGGCAAGUCUUGUUUAUAUCUGCCUCCCUGCCCUAAUGGUUCUGGCUCUCCAGGGAGAGAGAACUCGGGAAUCUGGGGUGAGCUUCUCCAUCAGGAGAGGCUGAGAGUAAGGGAGAUCCCUAAAGGUCGGCUAGCCUGUCUCCUGGGAAAUGGAAUCAGAAUAGCUGGGAUUUUAGAUCUUGGGUUGUGUCUUGUGAGCUAGGGCUAACUUACGGUUGCCUCCGUGUCUCUAGAAGGGUAAAGCAAUGCCAGGUCUCUCUUAUUUAUUAAGGAGCUAAAGGAAGAGGGGCAGUCCUUUAGUGUCUCGAGAAGAAGCCUUUUGAGGAAAAAGUAACUUUCGGUUUGGAAUCCAGGCAUGAGGUACUACCUAAAGGCUGCUUUCCCAAAAGAGAACUCCCCCCCGCUAAUAUAUAUAUAUGUGGAAAUCUCUUUAUAUAUAUGUAAUACAGGGUGUCAGAGGAGUUCUUGUCCCCCUCUCGGGGGAAGAAAGGCACUUACUCUUGGUCUGUCCCUUUCUUCCACCUGGGCUGAGUGUUUUGAUGAAGAGCCAAUAAACCAAUUGUGUGAA
This is a messenger RNA of Monodelphis domestica (gray short-tailed opossum), 2989 nucleotides long. RefSeq names its product coenzyme Q10A (gene COQ10A). The record is from RefSeq and is a predicted model, not a curated record. Gene Ontology annotation, biological process: cellular respiration. Gene Ontology annotation, molecular function: ubiquinone binding. NCBI's taxonomy places the organism in Eukaryota, Metazoa, Chordata, Mammalia, Didelphimorphia, Didelphidae. Gene Ontology annotation, cellular component: mitochondrion.